AUGACCCAGACGGAGAUGGAGACAGAGAUGAAGAUGACAAAGUGUGCGGCGAACUGGUCGUACCUGGAAUCGACCGCAUCAGCCGCGGCAUCGACAUCACCGAGCUCGACCUGACGCCGCCGGAAACGGCCCGAACCGUCAUCGGCGGCGUCCGCUCCCGCUUGAUCGACUUUACCUGCAACCGCGAGGAGAAGUGGCAACACCCGCAGACUGAGGUCACCUACGAUGUGCCCGAUCAGGUGCAACGACCGGCGACACUGCCCACCGGGUCGCUGAAAGCGGUGGUAAAGAUCAGCGGCGACUCUGAGGAGCUGAAGAAGAGCUGGAGCACCAAGGUGGGCGCCGGGCUGGAGGACGUGGAGAAGUUCGGCUUCAGCGCCUCGGUUACCUUUAAGGGCGUUCAGGAGAGCUUGCACCAGAAUAAUAAGACGAUGGCUGAGACCACAGCCGCCGUCUCCACGCACAUGGUCGACUUUAAACUGCCCCGCCACCUCAAACUAACUGACGACUUUAGCCAGUUCUUCGACGACGACGGCGACGGUGAUAAGGCCGCGGUGGCCAAGUACGAGGAGAAUCCUCGACUGUACGACAAGUUUGUACGGCAGUUCGGCACCCACUACUUCGAGUCGGCCACCUUUGGCGGCUCGCUGUACAUGAAAACGCAAUUGGUAGAGCGGUACGUCAGCGCCAACAGCGAGGACGAGAUUGAGUCGAACUUGGAGGCGAAGUUUCUGGGCAAGUUCAACGUCAACGCCGAGACGGAUCACAAGCGGAGCAAUGUCAGCGACAGCUUUGAGAGCAGCUCCAAGACGGAGAUUGUCUACUAUGGGGGCUGGCUUCCGGAGGGCGUCACCACUGAUAAUCCUGACUG
Molecule: messenger RNA, 871 nt
Organism: Rhagoletis zephyria (snowberry fruit fly)
Lineage: Eukaryota; Metazoa; Arthropoda; Insecta; Diptera; Tephritidae
Product: perivitellin-2 67 kDa subunit-like
Source: RefSeq, a predicted model, not a curated record